AUGACCUCUUUUAAAGAAAAACAAAUUUUAGAUAGUACAUUUAUGCUAACUUUUAAGAAACAAGGGCAAAUAUAUCAUACUGCAGGCAGUUUAUACCCCGUGGAUUCAAGUGAACCAAAGUUUUUACAAAUAUACUUUGUAGGUGAUGACAAUUCAGAAGUUGAAUUAAUGCAUAAAAAUAUUCUUAACCUUGACCCCAUAAUUGCUGCUAUAGAUUCACAAGAAUAUGAAAAUAUCGAAAAUUUAAAUAUAGUUAUACAUACAGAACGAGUAACCAAUGGCAAUCAUCCUGGAUGUUUUAAUGCACCUUCAGUUAAUGAAGUCGGUAUCGUAAUAGACGGUCAACAAUUUGAAAAGCGUGAUAUAAUUCUGAAUGGUCAUAAUUAUAUACAUUUGCAAGACUCUAUUAAUAAUGACAUUGAUUCUAAAGAAAUAGGACAGUUAGUUGUUUUGCCAUCCUUAUUUACAGGUGGUCCAAGAUACAUGCAUGAAAGGACCCAGGAUGCUAUGACUUAUGUAAGAUUAUAUGGAAAACCAGAUAUAUUUUUAAUAUUUACGUGCAAUCCAAAUUGGUCUGAAAUAAAGGAAAACUUAUUCCAUGACCAGCGGUCACAAGACAGACAUGAUUUAAUUGCCCAAUGGCAAAAGCGAAGUUUGCCACAUGUUCACAUUUUAAUUUGGUUGGAAAAUAAAAUCCGACCUGACGAUAUAGAUUCCCUUAUAUGUGCUGAAAUUCCUGACCCAAUACAAGAUCCAAUUUUACACGAAAUAGAAAGAAAAAAUAUGAUACAUGGUCCAUGUGGUACCUUUAAUGUCAACAGCAAAUGCAUGUAUAAUGGAAAAUGCACAAAAAAAUUUACUACUACAACUAUAAUUGGAGAAGAUGGUUAUCCCAAUUACAGAAGAAGAUGUAUUAAAAGUGGAGGAUUCAGUGUGAAAAUUAGUUGUAAUGGUGUAUCUAUUGAUAUUGAGAAUCAAUGGGUAGUACCGUAUAAUCCAGUUCUUCUAAGAUUAUUCGAUGCUCAUAUAAAUAUUGAACAUUGUAAUUCCAUUAAAGCUAUUAAAUAUAUUUGCAAAUAUAUUAAUAAAGGUUCAGAUCAGGCGACAUUUUCUGUAGAAAACCAAAGUAAAGAUGAAAUAACUGAAUAUCAAUCUGGUAGAUACAUUAGUUCUUCAGAAGCUCGAGUGUAUUUUACCACAAAUAAUGUUGCUGAAAAGAUAAGCAAACCACCAACAACUACUCUUACUGCAUUUUUUGAAUUUUGUAAAACUGAUAGUUUUGCAAAAACUUUAUUAUACCACAAGGUGCCAACAUAUUAUACUUACAACAAUUCAAAAUUCAACAGAAGAAAACGUGGUACACCUGUUGAUGGUUAUAAAGGUAUAAUGAGAGACACGACAAUAGGAAGAUCCACAUGUUUAGCUUUAGGUCUUCUAGAAGAUGAUAAACAUUGGGAUGAUACUAUGUCUAAAGCCAAUCUAACAAAAAAUUCAUCAAAGAUUCAAAAUUUAUUUGCUAUUUUAAUAUCCUUUUAUUUAGAGUUAGAUUUCACAGCCUACGAUCAAAACAAGGCAUUAAUUUCUAUAGAAGACCAAGUCUUAUCGUGCGUAGGAAAAUCUUUAAAAGAUUUUGGAUUGCCAAAACCUCACAAAGAUAACAUAAAAAUCAUAAGUCAUGCUCCUGGAGGCACUGGAAAAACAUUUAUUAUUAAUUUGUUGUUAGCAAAAAUCCGAUCAUCCGGUAAAAUUGCUAUAGGUGUGGCAUCAUCGGGAAUAGCAUCAACGUUAAUCCACGGUGCCAAAGUAUUAAUCGAUUGUGUACUAAUUGUGUGGGAUGAGUGCACAAUGGCUCAUAAAUCGGGUGUAGAGUCUUUAGAUCGAACACUACGGGAUAUUCGGUCAUCGGAUAAAACUAUGGGAGGCAUCACGUUAGUAUUUGCGGGUGAUUUUAGACAAACAUUACCGGUUGUUCCACGAGGAACAAGAUCUGAUCAAAUAAAUGUGAGCCUAAAAUCAUCUACGAUUUGGUUGAAAGUCAAAAAAUUGUCUCUUACUGUAAAUAUUCGAACCAAAUUAACAGGAGAUUUACACGCAGGAGAAUUUUUUACAUUACUCUUAAAAAUUGGUAGUGGGACUGUAAAUGAUAAGGAUGGGUACAUCACAAUUGUAGAAAACCUAGUAGUAUCGACAAAUUCGUUGGAACAACUCAUACAAAAUGUGUACCAAGAUAUUAAUAAUUUGAAAAAUCUAAGUAGUGGAUGGUUAUGCGAACGCGUUAUUUUGACAACCACAAAUAACCGAGCUGACUCAAUAAACUCGCUAAUAAUUAGUGGAUUUCAAGCACUAGAAAUGAAUUACUUUUCUAUCGAUACAGUUGUUGAUAGUGAAGAAUCUGUACAUUUUCCUACCGAGUUUUUAAAUUCACAAACACCAUCUGGUAUGUCCCCUCAUAAAAUAUCACUGAAGGUGGGAGUUCCAAUCAUAUUAUUGAGAAAUUUGAAUUCUCCUAGAUUAUGUAAUGGGACUAGGCUCCGUGGAACCUCUCUUACAAAAAAUAUAAUUGAAGCUGAAAUUUUGACCGGAUGUGCUAAAAGUGAAAAAGUAUUUUUACCGAAAAUACCAUUAUACACCAACGAUUUUCCAGUUAAGUUUAGAAGAAUUCAAUUUCCAAUAAAAGUCUGUUUUGCAAUGACAAUAAACAAAGACCAAGAGGAAAAAGAUGAAGACAUAAAGGACAAAUUCUAUGAAGAACUAGAAAGUGUAUAUGGCACUUUACCGUUGCACAGUAUAAAUAUAGUAGUAGGUGAUGUGAACGCGAAGGUUGGAAAAGAACAUAUGUAUAGACCGGUUAUAGAACCUAACAGUCUACGUGAAAUUAAAAAAAUAUACACAAACUCACUUGGAAAUCCCCUGACGGAAGAACAUUUAAUAAAAUUGACCACAUACUUAUCGACAGUUAUCGACAGGAGAUUUAGGGGAUGCAUAAGGAAUGUGAGAACGUAUAGAGGAGCUGAUGCAGACUCAGACCACUACCUAGUGUAUGCGAAAUUUAACCUGAGACUGGCAACAAAAUGGAAUUUGGAAAAAAAAGAAACCUACAACAAAGAAGGACAUAUAAAAAUUAAAUGA
Messenger RNA from Sipha flava (yellow sugarcane aphid), 3129 nucleotides. RefSeq lists its product as uncharacterized. Lineage: Eukaryota; Metazoa; Arthropoda; Insecta; Hemiptera; Aphididae. The record is from RefSeq and is a predicted model, not a curated record. Gene Ontology annotation, biological process: DNA repair; telomere maintenance. Gene Ontology annotation, molecular function: DNA helicase activity. The transcript is spliced from 11 exons. The coding region runs from base 1 to 3129 and encodes 1042 amino acids.